UAUUUUAUUUUAUUUUAUUUUUCAGGCUGAACUAGUCCAGGGUCAGACGGAGUGUUUGUCACUCAAAGGGAGGAGUUAUAAAGUUUGAUGGCCACAGGCAGGAAUGACCUCCUGUGGCGUUCUGUACCCUCAGAGAGGUACUGAGGGACGAGGAGGGGUUUAUAAGUGAGGAGGAGUAUUUUCUGUUUGAUUUUGGAUCUCAUCGGGAGCAGGUGGAGGUGAUGUGCGUCUAGGUCUUGGUGCAGGUGAGGACACGUUGGAGCCGGUCUAGGGUUUUACUGGUUACCCCCGUCUGGACUCCAUUGCAUUAAUCCAGACUGGAGGUUCUAAAGACGCACCAUGUCUCCUGAAAUGCCUCUUCUCGUCUCAGAGACGUCCCAGAACGACCAGACGGCGACCAUGGUGGACAUCGACUCCAUCAUGAACAACGUUUCCAUCGUCCUCUACACGCUGACCGUCGUGCUCGGCAUCACGGGGAACUCCAUCGUCAUCUGGGUGGCCGGAUUCAAGCUCAAGCCGAAGGUCACUAACGUGUGGCUGGUGAACUUGGCGAUCGCGGACCUGAUCUUCUGCUUCACGCGCGUCUUCUCCCUCGUGAAGAAGCUCCUCUUCGACCACUGGCCGUACGGCGUCUUCCUCUGCAAGUUCAACGGCUUCUUCAAGUACGCCAACAUGUUCUGCUCCGUCUUCCUGUUGGCUGUGAUCAGUGUGGACCGGGUGCUCUGCGUGUGGAAGCCCGUCCUCACCAAGAGACACCGCACGCUGCGGGCCGCCAGGCUGGUGGCCGUCGGCGUGUGGGUCACCGCCAUCAUCUUCAGCACGCCGUACUUUGUCUACCGCCAGGUGUACCUGGGGAAGAACAACCUGAGUAAAUGCUCGCUGGACGUGAAGGAGGCGGCGCAGGGGGACAACAGCGCCAAGCAGGCUCUCUACUCCAUCCGCUUCCUGUGCGGCUUCCUGUUGCCUUUUAUGGUCAUCCUCGUCUGCUACAUCCUGGCCGGGCUCGGCAUCCGGCGCACCCGCCUGUCGGGGAAGUCCCGCCCCCUGCGUAUACUGGCGUCCUUGGUGGUGGCGUUCUUCCUGUGCUGGGCGCCGUACCACUGCCUCCUGCUGGUGAAGAUGGUGGACAGUAAGAACCCGGUGGUGAAGAUCUGGCACCCCAUUGCGUCCGGCGUCGCCUACUUCAACAGCUGCGUGAACCCGCUGCUGUACUUCUGCAUGGGCGUGGACGUGAGGGGGCGCUUCAGGCAGAGUCUGGCGGGCGUGUUCAAGAGAGCGCUGGAGGACGACGUGGACGGGCAGACGACCCAGCCCAACGAGCGCUCUCUGGACGACAGCGCGGCGGCGGGGAGGAGUCGCACGUCGGUGGACGUAGCCAAAGUUUGAACGUCUGACGGCGUGCCCUGAACACGUGUGAUCUUUCAGGGACAGAAUCUGAAAACGUUUUCACGCUCGACUCGUUGAAGCGGCGAGAGUGGGAGAAUGUGAGUGCAGCUGGUUGUCUGUCUCUGUAUGUCAGCUCUGUGAUUGGCUGGUGAACAGUCCAGGGUGUAACCCCGCCUCUCUCCCAAUGACAGGAAAAGUGGAAUAGAUAACGACCCUGAACUGGUCACCAGUCAAAAUAAGUGAAGUGGUUUGCCUUUCGUGUCAGGUUUCAAAGCACAUCGUAUCUCUAAAAAGCAAAAUCUGCAGGUGGUCUUGGUCUCCCUGACUUAAGGUACGAUUAUUGGGCUGCAAACUCUAGAGCACUGAUGUACUGGAAAGAUGCUUAUCCAGGUAAAGUCACCCCCUCAACCCCUUCAUGGCUGGCAAUUGAACAGGAUCUUUUGAAAACCUCCCUCCCCGCUCUUCUAUUUUCACAAACCAGAUCCCUGCAACUAUUACAGGCAAUAACUUUAUAACCACAAACUCUUUGAGAAUUUGGUAUCAAAUACAGAAAUCAUUGAAAUUACCUGAAACUUCUGCUUAUACACCUGUUUGCUGCAACCGUGCCUUCCCUCCCUCAAUCACUGAUAAUACUUUCAGACUCUGGUGGAAUAAAGGCAUCAUCACCAUUGCAGACCUGUAUGUUAAUAACACUUUUGCCACCUUUCUACAGUUAAAAGAAAAAUAUACACUGCCAGAUACGCAUUUCUACAUCCGCACAAAUAUUUCAAACUUUCAGUCAAUGCCAACCCCAAGUGAACUUUAUAAUCUUAUAAACCAGAGUCCUGACUCGAAACGAAGAUAGCAUGGGAAAAAGAUCUUUGUGUAUCAGUUGGUCACGAGACCUGGGAAACCUACCUUAAAAACAUUUAUAGUUGUUCUAUGAACUCCAGACACCAACUUAUUCAAUUUAAAAUACUUCAUAGGCUUCAUUAUUCCUGCACCAAGUUGCACUCCUUUUAUCCGUCUGUUUCUCCAACCUGUCCAAAGUGUAAAUCAGCUGAGGGCACUCUGGGUCACCUCUUCUGGUCUUGCCCUAAACUAAAUAAGUUCUGGUCAGAUAUUUUUAAUUGCUUCUCUGAAAUGUACAACUUUGACAUUACACCAGAUCCUUUUACAGCCAUUUUUGGCAGAAUUCAACAUUCAUUAAACUUGUCUCACCUACAACAAAAGACGUUACAUUACGGCAUUGCAUUGCGAAGAGGAAUAUUCUGUCUCUGUGGAAGAGUGGAGAUAUACCCUUUUUUAGGACCUGGCUACAAGAAAUGACUAACCUGUUACAUAUGGAGAGGGUCCGAUAUAGUGUCUCUCUCAGCUCUACAGCCUUUGAUAAAAUGUGGCAACCAUUCUUGUCUUACUUAUCAAAGACAACCUAAAGUUUUAUUCUGCUUGUAUACGUUUGUGCAAACAGUUGUCCACACUACUUAUAUGUAUAGAAACCGUAUACUUAUACUGUCCUAGGCCAAUGAGACACACCGUGAUCUCUUAACAGUUACUGAAUUGUAAGAUAUCCUUUAAGUGUCUUUGUUGUUGUUUUGCUUUAUUUUCGCCCUGCCCUAUGUUUCUUAUUUUUCUAAUUCCUCUUUGUCUUAGGGGCUUUUUUUUGUAAUGAUCACGUCUAUGAAUCCUCAUUUAUGAUUUCUAAUCUCACAGUUUGAACUUUAUUUCAUAUUUCUGUUUUUAAGUUGAAAUGUUUCUGUAAUAACUUCUUCUGAUGAUCACUGCGUACGCUGGUCAUGUAAUGGUCGUCACACACGAGAUAAAACAUGAAGCGUGGCCGUCGCUCCGUGUGCAGAAUAAACAUCAGCAUCAUAAACUCAGUUGAGUCUGUUCUGCAUCGAUCACGAGGUCACGUGUUUGUAAUAAACUGUUUAUGAUGAACUCUU
Messenger RNA from Labrus mixtus (cuckoo wrasse), 3311 nucleotides. Its product is annotated as formyl peptide receptor 2-like. The coding region runs from base 340 to 1386 and encodes 348 amino acids. NCBI's taxonomy places the organism in Eukaryota, Metazoa, Chordata, Actinopteri, Labriformes, Labridae. Gene Ontology annotation, biological process: positive regulation of cytosolic calcium ion concentration; complement receptor mediated signaling pathway; phospholipase C-activating G protein-coupled receptor signaling pathway. The record is from RefSeq and is a predicted model, not a curated record. Gene Ontology annotation, cellular component: plasma membrane. Gene Ontology annotation, molecular function: G protein-coupled receptor activity; complement receptor activity. The transcript has 3 exons.